UUCUCGUAAAACGGUACAUCUAUGGAAACAUAUAAACAUUUAAAGAGUUUAAGGAAUGUGUGGUCUGUACUGUAGUCAGAUAACGGCUUAGAGUUAUAAAUAUGGAAGAAAUCGAAGGAUGUCAGCAAUCAAGUAGGGAGGAUGUGGUUCCUGAGACUAAUAUGACACGCUACAAACGGAAAAUAAUAAAACCGCAACGCGACUACGAUCCACAGAAAGGAACGUGGACAACAGAAGAAAAAUCUCGUUUUCUGAAGGCACUUAAGAAACAUGGAUGUUUAAAUAUAACAGCUAUACAGAGAGAAGUCCAAACGAAAAGUGAAGAGAGCAUUAAGUUAUUUAUUAGUCACUGUAGUAAGAAUGCGCGUUACUUAAUGGAAAAACGCUCAGACGCAUAUUCAAAGAAAAACAAAAGUUUUGCAGUGUGUUGUAAACACAAGAAAAUAAAGUCUGCUGUUACAGAUGAAGCUAUUGAUCAGUGGCUUCAGCGUUUUCAUGCUGCAGAACCACCUGGUUAUACUGAAAUAAAGGCUUUACCAAUAGCAAGAGCGUUUCUGUAUAUUUCAAAAUUUGAGGAGCAUCCAGACCCAAAGAGUUGUAAAGGAGUUGACUUCAAAAGUCUGUAUGAAACCUUAUAUUAUAUGUUUUGUGGUCUGCCUGGGAAGCAACUUAAUAAAGAAACGGUGGAGUUCUUCAACAAAACAAUAGAUCAGUUGUCAAAACUUGUUAUGACAUCACCAAUGGCAGAGAGAUCGGAUGUCUUGAGGAAUGUAGCAAGAAUUAAUUACCCACCAUCAGGUAGAGUUCGAAAGUAUCCAGGUAAAAAACAAAUGCAGGCAUCACAUGAACAGGAAGAUUUUCUUUUAGAAUUACAAGGCUACAAUCCUUUAAGACUACCUCGUCAUUACCUGUCAUUCAAUGAGACGCUUGAAGAAACACCACCUCCUGAGAGUCGUGCUGAGGUGAAGAUGGAGUCUGUGGAAAUUCCUGCAUGUUCUAUAUUCAGUUAACAGUUUUGUUAUGUAUGUAUAAUCUUACUGUAUGAAUCCUCAAAGUGUAUGUGUGUAACAUAAAUUCCUGUUUUCUC
This is a messenger RNA of Schistocerca piceifrons (Central American locust), 1087 nucleotides long. RefSeq lists its product as uncharacterized. The record is from RefSeq and is a predicted model, not a curated record. Bases 102 to 1010 code for a protein of 302 amino acids. Lineage: Eukaryota; Metazoa; Arthropoda; Insecta; Orthoptera; Acrididae. The transcript has 4 exons.